Molecule: messenger RNA, 1684 nt
Organism: Salvia hispanica
Lineage: Eukaryota; Viridiplantae; Streptophyta; Magnoliopsida; Lamiales; Lamiaceae
Product: putative sugar phosphate/phosphate translocator At3g11320
Source: RefSeq, a predicted model, not a curated record
GUCUCUCUCUAAUCCCUCUCUCUCUCUCUCUCUCUCACACACACACAGACAACGCGCUAUUCGCCUCCAUUUUCAGCUCUAUUCACAGUGUAGCAUUGCCAAUUUCAGCAAUUCAACAUUCGUUUAAGGUAUAAGCUUGAAGAGUUUCCGAGAUUUUGAUUAUUUUUUUUGCGUGUUGACGAUUUGGCGCUGAAUCUGAGCCGUUGAAUUUGACGAUUCCACCACCAAUGCAACUCAGAUCCCUCCGAUUAAGUCCCUCGGUUUUCCCCCUAUUGAUCCCUAUUAGAUCCGCGCUGGAUUUUCAGUAAACCGCGCCGUAGAAAUCCGUCGAUACUCGGUAGGAUUUGGGGAUUUUGUAAUUUCUGGUUGUUUGAUUGAUAAAUUGGGGUAUUUGUGAAUUGAAUUGGCCGAGGAUGGCGGCGGCGAAGUCUCAGGGGCGGCUGUUCACGAUCGGGCUGGUGGCGUCGUGGUACUCGUCGAACAUUGGGGUUUUGCUGCUGAACAAGUACUUGCUGAGCAAUUACGGCUUCAAGUACCCGAUUUUCCUGACGAUGUGCCACAUGACGGCGUGCUCGCUGCUCAGCUACAUCGCGAUCGCGUGGAUGAAGAUGGUGCCGAUGCAGACGAUAAGAUCUAGGGUUCAGUUCAUGAAGAUCUCGGCGCUCAGCUUGAUUUUCUGCGCUUCCGUUGUCAGCGGCAACAUCUCGCUCAAGUACUUGCCGGUCAGCUUCAAUCAGGCGAUCGGCGCCACGACGCCGUUUUUCACUGCGGUGUUUGCCUACUUGAUGACGCUCAAGAGGGAGGCGUGGUUGACUUAUUUCACAUUGGUUCCUGUUGUUACUGGAGUUGUCAUCGCGAGUGGGGGUGAACCUAGUUUCCAUUUGUUUGGGUUUAUCAUGUGUGUUGGUGCUACAGCUGCAAGGGCACUCAAAUCAGUGGUUCAGGGUAUUUUGCUUUCUUCUGAAGGGGAAAAACUGAAUUCUAUGAAUUUGCUCCUCUACAUGGCUCCUAUAGCUGUAGUAUUUCUUCUUCCCGUAACACUCCUCAUGGAAGAAAAUGUCGUUGGUAUCACAUUGGCCCUAGCAAGAGAGGAUAUCAAAAUCAUAUGGUUAUUGCUGUUCAAUUCUGCACUCGCAUAUUUUGUAAAUUUGACCAAUUUCCUGGUCACGAAGCACACCAGUGCCCUCACUCUUCAGGUCCUUGGAAACGCAAAAGGCGCAGUGGCGGUUGUAGUCUCCAUAUUAAUUUUCAAGAACCCCGUCUCUGUCACUGGAAUGCUUGGAUACUCACUAACAGUCUUGGGCGUCAUCCUGUACAGUGAAGCCAAGAAGCGUACUAAAUGAAGGAACACGUAAAGCCUUCGAACUAUAACUGUCUGUGUUGUGAUGUGAAAAGGUGAUACCAUUUGAUAGAAGCAAAUUCAGUGCGUAUCGGUGCUGUGCUGGGAGCGUAUGAAAUUUUGUCCCGGAAGGCAUGGGUGAGGGCGCGAAACUGUACCAACGAACCAUCACCUAAUUAGCUGUGUAGGAGUUUUUAUUGCAUUCAAUCUCGGUUACUAAAUCAGAUCUCUUUUUUUUUGUGUCUUUCACUGUAUUCUUUCCUCAAACUCUCUGACACUUCAUGUUAUUAUACUUAAUUCUUUUGACAUCAGUCAAUUAGUGAAAUGAAAUCAAAGUUCUAUAUA